AUGUUCCAAGAGACGACGGUGGGACAGAACUGGACUGUUACACCAGGAAACAAUGGUUCGAUCGUAGCUUCUGUUGCAUUACCAGACCAUUGUAUAGCUGGUUCGACUGAUGCUACUGAAGCUCACGAUUUGACUGUUGUUUCUAAUGCAUUGGUAUCCGGAAGUGCGCUAUCUGCUUCUGUUAGCGUGUCUACUAUUUUUAUAUUUGAUAAUCAAGAAAAAUUAUUUUAUGAUGAAAUUGAUAAGCAUUUCAAUACCUUAAAUGAAAAAUUUCGACAAAAAGCUGUUAUUAAAAAAGACAUAUUUGAUAGUAUUCUUAAAGUUUUACGUGCAGAGAAAGGUAAGAGUGUGGAAGGCGUGAAUGGUUCAUUUGUGUAUUGGAGUCGAAAGAAUUUCAUAUUACGGGAGAUAUCAGGUGUUGAAAUAGUAUGUUGUGUAAAAUUCAAACAACCGGUUUGUAAGUAUGAAUCGUUUUAUAAUAUUGUCAAUGAAAGUCAUGAGAAAAUUUCUCACGGAGGUCGGGACAAAACGUUAGCAGAAAUUUUAGCCCAUUAUUCGUGGAUACCCAAAAUUGUUGUAGAGAUCUAUCUGAAGUAUUGCAUAUCAUGCCAGAAUCAAAAACCCGUAAAAACACCCGUUGUAAGUAAGCCGAUACUAUCUCUUGGUGUCCUAACUCGUCUUCAGAUCGAUAUGCGUACUCGCCCUGAUUGUAUUUCUAGUGAUGUUGUGUAUCAAUGGAUAUUGCGUUGCACAGAUCAUUACUCAAAAUAUCCAUGGGCUUACCCGUUGGUUGAUAAAUCAGCGGGUGGUGCUGCCAAAAAAUUGCUUGAAUUAUUUUUUACAUUUGGUCCACAAAAACUAUUACAUUCGGAUAAUGGUGCCGCACAUAAAGUAGAACAAUACAAAGUAGGCGCUUGCGUAGGUAUUAAAAUUAGUGAAGUUGAUCGGACAAACAUUGAUGUUAAACUGCUACCAUGUUUAAUUCUUUCCAAGGAAAAAAAAGAUAAUGAUUUCAUUUUUAGAAUAGCAUGCAAAUUUGGUAAAUUUGCGAUCGCGUAUACGGUUGAAAGCUUGAUCGAUUUGCGAUAG
Didymodactylos carnosus is the source of this 1089-nucleotide messenger RNA. The record is from the annotation of a GenBank genome assembly. NCBI's taxonomy places the organism in Eukaryota, Metazoa, Rotifera, Eurotatoria, Philodinida, Philodinidae.